AUGACUACUAAAGCAGUGCAUCUAGAACUUGUAACUGACUUGACAACAGAAGCAUUCAUCGCAGCGCUCACUAGAUUUAUUAGUCGUCGAGGAAUUUGUUCUCACAUCUACUGUGACUGUGGCACCAAUUUCAAGGGUGCUGCUAAUGAAUUAAACCGUAUCACACAGCACACCAUCGCUUCUUCAGAUGCACGUGAUAAAUUACAAAGCCACUUUGCUCCAUCAGACAUCAGGUUUCAUUUCAAUCCUCCUUGUGCCCCUAAUUUCGGUGGCCUAUGGGAAAGAACAGUUCAAAGCGUUAAACGACACCUAGUUAGAGUUAUUGAUAAAACCAUCCUCACACUUCCUGAAAUGAUGACAUUAUUAACGCAGAUUGAGGCAAUUCUUAAUUCAAGACCUCUUACACCUCUCUCGACCGAUCCUCAAGAACUAGAUGUACUUACUCCAGGACAUUUCUUGACAGGUGCACCAUUAGUUUCCAUCCCUGAACCACGUCUACUCGAUGUGUCACCCAAUCGACUUUCACGUUGGCAACAAGUGCAACAAUUUUCACAACAUCUAUGGAAACGAUGGAGCCUAGAAUAUUUGCAUCAUCUCCAGCAACGUCACAAGUGGACAAAAUCGACUGCAAACAUCAAGAUUGGUGAUCUAGUUCUCCUGAAAACCUCAACUCUACCAUGCCAUUGGCCAACCGGCCGUAUCAGUGAAUUACUUCCUGGGAAAGACAACAUUGUCCGUGUGGUAAAAGUCAAGACCACUGAUGGAGAAUACAUUCGCCCAGUGUCCCAAGUCUAUCCAAUGCCAAUGAGUGACACCAACUUUGGUUGA
Messenger RNA from Macrosteles quadrilineatus (aster leafhopper), 828 nucleotides. RefSeq lists its product as uncharacterized. Bases 1 to 828 code for a protein of 275 amino acids. The transcript has a single exon. The record is from RefSeq and is a predicted model, not a curated record. Gene Ontology annotation, molecular function: nucleic acid binding. Gene Ontology annotation, biological process: DNA integration. Lineage: Eukaryota; Metazoa; Arthropoda; Insecta; Hemiptera; Cicadellidae.